Molecule: messenger RNA, 3576 nt
Organism: Pygocentrus nattereri (red-bellied piranha)
Lineage: Eukaryota; Metazoa; Chordata; Actinopteri; Characiformes; Serrasalmidae
Product: protocadherin-8
Exons: 3
Coding region: 207-3176 (989 amino acids)
Biological process (GO): homophilic cell-cell adhesion
Cellular component (GO): plasma membrane
Molecular function (GO): calcium ion binding
Source: RefSeq, a predicted model, not a curated record
GUCUAUAAACCGCCCCGCCACUGCAGCUCUCUCCAGUUGCGCGUUUGAAAGCUUCGGGGGCGCGGACACAGCAGCGCGCGCACAAAAGAGAGAGGGAGAGACUUUUGCUUUUUUCUCCCGAUGUGACGGACGAGUAUAUCGGAACACUUAACUUGACAGACGUCUAUUGUUUUAGCGCAUUUUCACUGUUGGCACACUUGGCUUGUAUGAUGCGGUGGGGUCCAGGCAGCGCGGCCGCGUGGACGCUCGCUUUCACCUUUCUGUCACUGCCCAUCCUGCCGGCUCUCGCCGCGGGAAGGACCAUGAAAUACCAGACGUACGAAGAGGACGCACCGUCCACUGUCAUCGGAAACCUGGCCAAAGACAUGGCGCUGACUCCCUCCGCGGGCUCCAAGACCAAUUUCAGGAUGAUGAAACAGUUCAACGCUUCUUUCAUCCGGCUGCGCGAGAGCGACGGGCAGCUCACUAUCGGGGAGAGGAUCGACAGAGAGAAAAUCUGCAAGCACACGGCUCAGUGCCUCAUCGCGUUCGACGUGGUGAGUUUCUCCAAAGAACAGUUCAAACUGAUACACGUUGAAGUGGAAGUAAAGGACAUCAAUGACAAUUCCCCUGAGUUUCCCAGGAAGGAUUCUACGCUGGAAAUCUCUGAGAACACAGCGGUGGGCACACGCAUACCCCUGGAUGUGGCUGUGGAUGAAGACGUGGGCACAAACUAUAUCCAAAGCUACCAAAUCUCAGUCAACAGCCACUUCACCAUUGACAUGCUGAGCAGAGCUGAUGGGGUUAAAUAUGCGGAGCUGGUGCUAAUGAAAGAACUGGACAGGGAGACACAGGCGUCCUUCGUCCUGGAGCUGGCCGCGACUGAUGGAGGAAACCCGCCGAGGUCUGGCACCACGAAGAUCAACGUCAAGGUGAAAGACUACAAUGACAACAGCCCUGUUUUUGACCGCAACCAUUUCUCCAUCGAAAUACCUGAGGACGCACCGGUGGGAUUCCUGCUGCUGGAUCUGAACGCGGUUGAUCCAGAUGAGGGUUUGAACGGGGAAGUUGUGUACGGGUUCGGCAAUCAAGUGCCCUCUGAGAUCCGACAACUUUUCAAAGUGGACAGAAAAACAGGGCGCCUGACCCUGGAGAGUCAGAUCGAUUUUGAAAGCAAAACGACGUACGAGUUUGAUGUCCAGGCGUCUGACCUGGGUCCCAACCCAAGCCCUCCAACCAUCUGCAAAAUCAUCGUCCAGGUGCAGGACGUGAAUGACAACGCGCCCGAAGUCACCAUCACCCCAAUGACCUCCAUCACAGCAGGAAUCGCACACAUCACAGAGGCGGCUGCCAAGGACAGCUUUGUAGCUCUGAUCAGCACCACGGACAGAGACUCGGGCGCCAAUGGCCAGGUGCACUGCACACUGUAUGGGCAUGACCACUUUAAACUCCAACAGGCUUACGAAGACAGCUAUAUGAUUGUGACCACAGCCCCCCUUGACAGAGAAAAAAUUGCAGAGUAUAACUUAACUGUAGUGGCUGAAGACCUCGGCUCCCCACCUUUCAGAACGAUUACACAGUACACCAUUAGGCUGAGCGACGAAAAUGACAACGCCCCCAUGUUUAGCAAGCCGGUCUAUGAUGUUUCAAUUGUGGAAAACAAUGCACCAGGUGCAUAUAUAACCACAGUGGUGGCCAGAGACUUGGACCUGGGGCAGAACAGCAAAGUCAGCUAUAAACUUGUAGACACCUAUAUUAUGGGCUCACCCAUAUCAGCAUUCGUCUCUCUGGACCCUGCCACUGGCUCCAUCUAUGCUCUCCGGAGUUUCAAUUACGAAGUUCUAAAGCAGCUUGAGCUGCGAAUUCAAGCAAGCGACGGUGGGUCACCACAACUCCAUGGAAGUGCAACUGUCAACCUAAGAAUAGUCGAUCAAAAUGACAAUGCUCCCGCCAUCACACAGCCAGCUCUCAAUAAUGGUUCUGCAGAAGUCCUCCUGCCAAAAGACGCCCCUUCAGGUUAUGUGGUAACCCAGAUAAGUGCACGGGAUGCUGACGAGGGUGUCAAUGCAGAGCUGUCCUACAAAAUCGCCUCAGGUGAAGCCUCUGUCUUCUCCAUCAACAGAGCCACUGGGGAGAUCUACCUGAACCGUGAGCUGAACUAUGAAGUUGACGAGAGCCUGAAAGUCACAGUGACCAUCAGUGACAACGGUAGACCUUCGCUGACUUCCACGGCCACCAUCCGCUUCACCAUCAUCGCCGGAGCACCCCCUAAUGACCGCAACAUAUUCAGGCAUGACAGUGAAGAUGAUGAAGCUCACGAGUGGGACCUCUCCAUCGUGAUCAUUGUUGUUCUGGCUGGGAGCUGCACGCUGCUGCUCUUAGCCAUCAUUGUAAUAGCAACAAGCUGCAACAAGCGAAAGCUGGACAAGCGGGGAGAUGGCUUUCGUCCUGAAAAGGAGGAUGGCAUGAACUUGGAGGGGGGGAAGAACAAUAGCGACCCCCUUAUACCUGUUCACAGUGAUGGCGUGUUUGACGUCCACCCGUACUCCAACAAACCCAGUUUCACUGGUUCCAUUCAGACGAGCAGCGACAUGUGCUGCAGCUCCGAAGAUGGCACAGAGACCACCUGCGUCUAUGAAUCCGAAAACAAAAGCCGUGGACCAAAACUGGAGGGUUAUUCAACUCUGCCUGGCUAUGGCAAAGAGCCAGUGCGACCAAUUACAAUAUGGAAAGGCAACUCCUACACCACUGUUUCAGCAAGAGACCCUCAGUUCAGCGGGAAAGACAGCGGAAAAGGAGACAGUGACUUCAACGACAGCGACUCCGACAUCAGUGGUGAUGGUUUGAAGAAAGAUGGACACCAAAACAAUGCGCAAAAUGCUCUGUGGGCGUGUACCAGCGAGUGUAAGAUCCUCGGCCACUCCGACCGUUGCUGGAGCCCAACUGCUGCCAGGGCGAGCAACAGCUCUGCAAAGACCGGCUCACUUCCCAGAGACUCUCUUAGGAGGGAGAACUACUACCAGGCCCACAUACCAAAAACGGUGGGCCUCCAGAGCGUCUACGAAAAGGUUCUGCACAGGGAAUAUGACUAUGUGUUAGUGCCCCCACCCCAACCGGUCAGGGUACGAGAGAUCAACGACGUCACCAUCCCAGUGUACUCACCCACAACAACACGCUGUCCCACCAAUGAAGUCUGAGAACCUAAACAGCCUUCAGAUAUAAGACUGUUGAUGGCUGUCACUGACAUUACACUCUCUACAGGAAGUGUUAAACAUGUACAGGUAUCAGUAAUGUUUGUGUAUUUAAAAAAACGCAUCUUUUCUGUCAGUAUUGGUCUUCACAACGAUUUUGAGCAAUCAUAUGACUUUGUUGAAAAUUAUAUGUAUAUUAUGCAAGUUUUUUUGUAAAUACAGAGUCUAUUUUUAUAAUAUUAUUCCUAAGUAAAACAAAAGAUAUUGCAGAUGAUAUACUUUAUUUUAAAAGCAUGUUCCUUAUUUAAAUACAGCCUAAGAUUUUAUGCUCCCAAACCCAGUUGAUAGCCUACCUGUGUAAAUUUAGGCCAUCUGAAUGCAAGAUGUACCUUUUUGAUCGAUUUCU